This is a messenger RNA of Sitodiplosis mosellana (orange wheat blossom midge), 4873 nucleotides long. RefSeq names its product bifunctional heparan sulfate N-deacetylase/N-sulfotransferase (gene sfl). Lineage: Eukaryota; Metazoa; Arthropoda; Insecta; Diptera; Cecidomyiidae. The transcript is spliced from 7 exons. Gene Ontology annotation, cellular component: Golgi apparatus. The record is from RefSeq and is a predicted model, not a curated record. Bases 1463 to 4225 code for a protein of 920 amino acids. Gene Ontology annotation, molecular function: deacetylase activity; heparan sulfate N-sulfotransferase activity.
GUCUUGAUUGCGUUACAGUUAACUGUGUCGAACGAAUUAGAAUGUGUCCGAGCUACAACAGAGUGACUUGUCGCGCACAGCGCUUACAUUGCUUGUGUAUCCCUUUCCAAUUGAUAGAAUGACUCUUAGGUUGAAAAGAAUGCCGAUAAAAAUGAAUGCUUGAAAAAAUGCAGAUUUACAAAUCAAAAAGCUAUUGUAUUGCAAUCCGUCAGUUUGAAUAUUUGACAGUCACAAUAUGUUGUGCGAGUUUUUGUGUGUGUGUGUUUCGUCUUGUGUUGUUGUUUUUUAGAACCCAAUGGUGUUUUGUACUAAUGCGGUCGAACUGUCAAAGCGACUGAGCAACAUUGGAUGUGAGCAACUCUGUCGUUCGCUCUGUCAGUAGCUCAGUGCCGUUGUUGAAUGAAGGAAUAGGCAAAAACAAGUGAGAAUUGAGCAACACAACGAAAUAAGAAAAAAAUUCGACUGUUGUUUACAUGGAUGAGUCAAGUGCAGUGAAGAGAAUAUACUGAUAUCAAGAUGUAGCGAAGUAAAAAAAAUCUAUAAUGAUCACCGCAAGUUGUUCCAGUAAUUGACCUCAUAAUACAAUAAGCCCGUUGUGUUAAAAAAAACACUACACUCGUGCUCGCUGCUAUGACUAUCAACUGUGCAGCGAUAAAACCUUUGAUGUCAUUUUAUCGCAUUUAAUUUCGUGUGGCAAUCGAUGUAGAGACUUAAACGUAAAUUGAUUUGCAAUGCCACAAAAAGGUUCGGUCGCUAUUUUAGCAUCUCAUCUAAUCACUCCGUUUGUGGAUCCGCUCUACUCCGUGUUGUAUAUUAUACGCGACAUACAAAAUGGGCACACAAUUUGUGGAAAAGUGUAAAAAUUGGAAGCAUAUUAAGUGGAGAACAAAGUGUUAUCAAACUCGAAUGAAAAAAAUUCAUUGAACCGAAAGAGAAGAGUUUAAAUUAAAAUAUUGAUAAAGUUAAAAGGAAAAAAAAAAUAAAACCAAUCUAAAAUUCGAACAUUAUUUGACAAUUAAAACCACAACAACAAUACAAAAAAAAUUUUUUUGAAUGUUCAUGCCUACAACCAAGUGAUAGAUGCAAAUGACAAUAAAUAAUCGAUGAAAUUGAAAUUAACGAACAAGAGAAUAGCAUCAGUUUAAUUAGAAAGCAAAACACGUCUGCAGCACAAAAUUCAAAUGAACUUUAAAUCAAUGCUUAGAAAUCCCCAUUAAUUAAUUAAUUAAUUAGUCAAAGGAAUUAGUUGUGAAAUUUUAAUGUAAUAAACAGUAAGUGCAACAUUAAAAGUGCCAUAUCAUAGUCAAGUACUAUCUAAUAUCAGUACAAAACAACAGCAACAACAGCCACAGAAAGAGGCAAAGAAUAGAAGAUUGUUAGCGGCAUCCCGAGAGAAGCGCGGAAGAUAAACAAAAUAAAAACGUAUAGAAAAGAAAAAGAGCGCAGAGAAUAAGUAUCAAUAAUGAACGCAGCGAAAAAAACGAAAAUGCAGCUUGACAAUGGCAGCACAGAAACUGGUUAUGUACGCAUCGCUUGGCACCAUCAACAUCAUACAAUUGGAUAUGCCGUGAAACUGAGGAAUGCUCUGAAAACAUGGUGCUUUCAAAUCAUCAAGAAUGUUAACGCCAAACACUGUGUGAGCGCUCUGAUUCUACUCACACUUGGCACCAUCAUUUACUACACACACUACGUGGAUAAUUCCCCGUUUAUUGGCCUAAUGCACCAUGAUACUCGACCGUCGCCACUGGUGAGGUGUAGCAUGAACAACGGGAAAACCGAUGAUAUCGAAGCGUCCAAAGAGCCAGACCAUCGAUCUGAUGCCAGAUUACGAAUCGAUCCAAAAGUGCUGGUCAUCGUCGAAACCACUUAUUCGCGCCUCGGCCGAGACAUUGCCGAGUUACUUGUUUAUAAUCGGAUAAAAUAUAAGAUUGAAGUGGCGGGCAAAAAUUUACCAGUGUUAACGAAUUCGGAUAAAGGUCGUUAUGCGGUCAUCGUGUUUGAAAAUUUGGAUAAAUACCUGCACAUGGAUAACUGGAAUCGAGAACUGAUCGAUAAAUAUUGUCGUGAAUAUUCCGUGGGAAUUAUUGGUUUUGUUGUGUCGAGCGAAGAGACAUUGGUCGGCGCACAACUGCGCAAUUUCCCAUUAUAUGUUCAUACGAAUUUACGAUUACGUGAUGCCAGUUUGAAUCCAGCAUCACCAAUACUGCGGUUAACGCGUGCUGGUGACACGGCAUGGGGUCCAUUGCCUGGUUCCGAUUGGGCCGUUUUCCAACACAAUCAUUCGACGUACGAACCAUUGGAAUGGGCACAAAAAAACAUUCUAGACUAUCCCACGAACGAUGAACAAGUGCAACCACCGUUGCCAACUGUUGUUCAAGAUCAUGGCCAUUUUGAUAAUAUUCAACGGGUUUUAUUUGGCAAUGGCUUGAAAUUCUGGUUGCAUCGCUUGCUAUUCCUCGACAGUUUAUCGUUUUUGAGCCAUGGGCAGCUGAGCUUAAGUUUGAAUCGCAUGAUUUUGGUUGAUAUUGAUGAUAUAUUUGUCGGUGAGAAGGGUACACGAUUACAACCGGACGAUGUACAGGCAUUGAUUGCCACGCAACAGCGCAUCGAAAGCAUUGUUCCGGGUUUUAAAUUUAAUUUAGGAUUUUCGGGAAAAUAUUUCCAUCAUGGCAAUCGUGAUGAGAAUUUGGGCGACGAUAUGCUACUCCGUAAUGUUCAGCAUUUCAAUUGGUUUUCACACAUGUGGAACCACCAGCAGCCGCAUUUGUAUGACAAUUUAACCACAUUGAUAUCGGAAAUGCAGCUAAACAAAGAAUUUGCACGGUCCAAAGGAAUACCAACCAAUUCGGGAUAUUCCGUGUCGCCACAUCACUCGGGCGUUUAUCCAGCACACGAUUUGCUCUAUGUUGCGUGGAAAAAGGUGUGGAACAUAAAAGUGACAUCGACCGAGGAGUAUCCACAUUUGCGGCCAGCACGAUUGCGACGUGGUUUUAUCCAUCGCAAUAUAAUGGUGUUGCCGCGUCAAACAUGCGGCCUAUUCACACAUACCAUGCACAUUGAUCGAUACCCUGGUGGUCGAGACAAACUCGACGAAUCCAUUCAAGGUGGCGAACUAUUCCAAACAAUUGUCUUCAAUCCCAUCAACAUUUUCAUGACACACAUGUCAAACUAUGGUAGCGAUCGCCUGGCCCUGUACACAUUUGAAUCGGUGAUCAAAUUCCUAAAAUGUUGGACAAACAUUAAAUUGAGCUCAGCACCACCGCUACAGUUGGCCGAAACGUAUUUUAAAUUGCAUCCAGAUGAAAUCGAUCCGGUGUGGGGAAAUCCGUGUGAUGAUCCAAGACAUAUCAAGAUAUGGUCAAAGAAUAAGGGAUGCGAAUCGCUACCAAAAUUUUUAGUGAUAGGACCUCAAAAGACUGGGACAACGGCACUAUACACAUUUUUAAAUAUGCACCCGAAUAUUGUAAGCAAUUUACCCAACGCCGACACAUUCGAAGAGAUUCAAUUCUUCAACAAAAACAAUUAUUAUCGCGGUCUCGAUUGGUACAUGAACUUCUUUCCGACGCCCAGCAAUGCCAGCGAUAAAAUGAUGUUCGAGAAAUCCGCCAAUUAUUUUGACGGCGAUCUCGUGCCGAAACGUGUUCAUACGAUGUUGCCGCACGCAAAAAUCAUCUCGAUUCUGAUAUCGCCGGCGAAACGCGCUUACUCCUGGUAUCAGCAUACAAGAGCGCAUGGAGACUUAAUAGCGAAUAAUUAUAGUUUUUAUCAGAUAAUAACGGCUAGUGAUACAGCGCCAAAAUCAUUGAAAGAUCUUCGAAAUCGGUGUUUGAAUCCGGGCAAAUAUGCGCAGCAUAUCGAAAAAUGGCUCACAUACUAUCCAGCCCAGCAAAUUCACAUAAUUGAUGGUGAAAUGCUAAAACUAAAUCCAAUUGAUGUGAUGACCGAUGUGCAGCGAUUCCUCAAGGUGUCUCCCAUCGUUGAUUACUCGAAUUUACUUCGAUUUGAUGUAAAAAAGGGCUUCUUCUGUCAAAUCGUUGAUGGUAACCAUACAAAAUGUCUGGGAAAAUCCAAAGGCAAACAAUAUCCACCGAUGGAAGAGCGUAGUUUCAAAUUGCUUCAAAGAUAUUAUUUAAACCACAACAUAGCAUUGGUGAAAUUAUUGAAGAAAUUGGGAUCAAGGCCAAUUCCACAGUGGUUGAAAAGCGAUUUGAGCAACAAACCGUAGCAGUGAAAUUAUUGUGAAUAUUAAUUAAACAAAGAACAGAAGAAAAAAAAUUGUAAAUGUGUUUUUAUGGUGCUGGUCAGCGUUUGCCGAGAGCACUAACCAAUUCUCAUUAAUUAAGAAAGAAAAAGGCAGCUAAGAAAACGAAAUGGAAUUAAUGGGGAAAGUCUUUAUUGUACACAAGUGAUGAACAUAACAAUAUUAUAUUAUUACAAAUUUUGUCGAUUGAUGUUAAUGGUGUGUGACAUGUUGGAGUACAAAGCAGAAAUUUAACAAAAAAAAAACAACGUAUGUCAAUGUAUUUCCAAAUUUCAAGCCCAUUUCGAACGAUUAGCAAACAAAAUUUCAAACAAUUGUCAAAAAUUAAUUAAUUUAAAAGAAAAUCCAACCAAACUUGUAAAUACAGAAAAUUAUAUUUGUAAAGAGUGAUUUACAAAUUAGUCAUAAAAUUAUGGUUCGCACUGAGUUUGCGAACGUCGAUGCAUUUGGGCAUUCGAAGUACUCUCGAACUCAAUAUACAAAGAAAACGAAAAAUUGAUUCAUUCAAGGCCCAAACAUUUAAAUUUUACCGUUAAUUUACUCAAGUACGACGAAUUGUUGUUGAUUUCAACGAAUAAAAAGAUGAAAAAAAUAUAUAGUCAAGUGAACCUA